GGUGUCCGCUCCGGGCCGGGUCCCGCUCUAGAUGGGAUAAGCGGUAAACAUGUUCAGCUUUGAAGGGGAUUUCAAAACAAGGCCCAAGGUGUCUCUUGGAGGAGCGAGUAGGAAGGAGGAAAAGGCUUCGCUCCUGCAUCGCACUCAAGAAGAAAGGCGAAAACGAGAGGAAGAAAGGCGAAGGCUGAAAAAUGCAAUAAUAAUCCAAUCAUUUGUAAGGGGUUAUAGAGACAGAAAUCAUCAGUACUCUACCCAGAGAAGUGAAUUUGAUCGCUGUGCUAAUUUGGCCCAAACUGGAGGAACCUUUUCUACAGCUAAUGGAGCUAAUUUGACUCUUCUAGUUCGUCAGCUACUCUUUUUCUAUAAACAGAAUGAGGAUUCUAAGCGUUUGAUAUGGCUGUGUCAGAAUUUAAUUAAACAGAGUUCUCAGUUUGUUAAGCAAUUGGAUGGUCCAGACCGACUUACUUGCUUAUUCCAAAUAAAAAGACUGUUGGGGUUGUGUUGCAGGCUAUUGCAAAACUGCAAUGACGACAGUCUGAAUGUUGCACUUCCCAUGAGAAUGCUUGAGGUAUUUUCAUCUGAGAAUACAUAUUUACCUGUUUUACAAGAUGUCAGCUAUGUAACAUCACUAAUUGAACAAAUUUUGCACUACAUGAUUCAGAAAGGCUACUACAAGUCGCUUUAUUUGUUAAUUAAUAGUAAGCUUCCAUCAAGUAUUGAGUAUUCUGAUGUUUCUCGAGUCCCUCUUGCAAAAAUACUUCUGGAGAAUGUUCUGAAACCAUUGCACUUUACAUACAGCUCCUGUCCAGAAGGUGCAAGACAACAGAUUUUUGCAGCCUUCACAGAGGAGUUUGUGGCAGCACCUUUCACAGAUCAGAUAUUCCAUUUCAUCAUUCCAGCGCUGGCUGAUGUGCAGAUCGUUUUCCCUUAUGAAUUCUUUCUGAAUGCACUAUUAUUAGCAGAAAAUGGAUGUUCAAGAAAAAGUGAUCAAGCUCCAUGGCUUUUUUACUUCGUGCUAACAGUUGGAGAAACGUAUUUGGGAUCCCUUUCAGAAGAAGGACUGCUUGUAUAUUUGAGGGUACUCCAGGCUUUUCUCUCUCAGCUGCCUGUAUCUAGUGCUGGUACAAAUUGUCAAGAUGCAAACAGUGAUUCUGAAGAUGAGGAUGAAGAGAUCAGUGAAAUGACAACUACACCAGGUGAUGGGAGAAUAUCAGUUCAGUACAUUACUGAGGAGUGUCUAAAGAAACUGGAUACAAAGCAGCAGACAAACACUCUGUUGAAUAUGGUUUGGAGAGAUUCAGCUAGUGAAGAGGUCUUUACCUUGAUGGCAUCAAUCUGCCACACGCUAAUGGUGCAACACCGAAUGAUGGUGCCAAAAGUCAGGCUCCUUUACAGUUUAGCCUUUAAUGCCAGAUUCCUGAGGCAUCUUUGGUAUUUGAUAUCUUCAAUGACUACACGAAUGAUUACAGGGUCUAUGGUACCACUUCUUCAAGUGAUUUCAAGAGGUUCUCCAAUGUCUUUAGAAGACUCUAGUCGAAUUAUCCCUCUCUUCUACCUGUUUAGUUCUUUGUUUAGUCAUUCACUUAUUUCUAUUCAAUUAUGCCUUCUUCCUUGA
This is a messenger RNA of Lagopus leucura (white-tailed ptarmigan), 1615 nucleotides long. RefSeq names its product ubiquitin-protein ligase E3C-like. The record is from RefSeq and is a predicted model, not a curated record. Gene Ontology annotation, molecular function: protein binding; ubiquitin protein ligase activity. The transcript has a single exon. Bases 50 to 1615 code for a protein of 521 amino acids. NCBI's taxonomy places the organism in Eukaryota, Metazoa, Chordata, Aves, Galliformes, Phasianidae. Gene Ontology annotation, biological process: protein polyubiquitination; ubiquitin-dependent protein catabolic process.